GUCGCCGUCCGCAAACAAAACUCGCUGCCGAAGUUUGUUGGGUUGCUGUUUUUUUUUUCAUUCGCCAGUUCUCCCUUCUCUUGGGCUGUCGGACUUGGCGUGCGCGUUUGUGUGUGUGCAUCGGGGGCUCGUAGGAAUGUCUGCGGCGGCGGCGGAGCCGACGAUUCAGCAAGGCAAACUGUGCUUCGCUACUACGUGCGUCCCCACUAUGCUUCUAAUAGGAGACAGUCCGUCGUGUCUUCAGGAUGUGUGAUCUUCUUGUGCCGAUGUGACCCGAUCGGCGAAAAAAAAGUGCCCCGUGCGACAGAGGGAGCGUCGUGUGUGUGUGUGGUGUGUGCGUGCGCGAUUAUUUUUUUUUUCGGAGCGGGGGGGAUUACCCCCGUCCCGUCUGUAUCCGUCAUGGCUAAUCCACCCACGAGAAGGCAUGGAUCUAUGAAGAUCAGACUGACAGUGCUGUGUGCCAAGAAUUUGUGCAAGAAGGACUUCUUCCGUCUUCCCGACCCAUUUUGCAAGAUCAGCGUAGAUGGAUCGGGCCAGUGCCAUUCGACGGAUGCCUGUAAAAAUACUCUCGAUCCCAAAUGGAAUCAGCAUUAUGACCUGUACCUGAGCCGAUCGGACUCGAUUACGAUCAGCGUGUGGAACCACAAGAAAGUCCAAAAGAAGCAGGGAGCCGGCUUUCUCGGCUGUGUGCGCAUCAUGGCCAAUGCCAUACAGCAGCUCAAAGACACUGGCUACCAACGGCUAGACCUGAUGAGGAAUACGGCGGGGGAGGAGGGUGGGGACAUCGUUCGUGGCCAGAUUGUCAUCAGCCUACUCUCCCGUGACGGGCACGGCCUGGGAAGCCAGAACGUUGUGGUCGACAACAACCUGAGCGCUCUCGCUUGCCACGAGGACCUGCCGGAAGGGUGGGAGCAGCGGCGCACAGCGACCGGCCGCGUCUACUACGUCAAUCACUGGAGCCGCUCCACACAGUGGGAGAAGCCGCUCAGGCCCGCGUACGAAAUGGUCAACAUGGUCGCGCCUCUUUCCAACCGAAACAGCAUGCAUGUCAGUGGCAGCAUCAGCGCAGGCAGCGCGGCCAACUCUCGUGCUCAACGCCGGUCUCUGCCUCCGCCCGCGUCCUCCACGACCAACGACGAGAUGCAGCCUCCGCCUCCUCCUCCUCCUCAGGAUGAGGGCAACGGAGCACCACCAUCACCAUCUCCGCCGCCUGCGAGUUCUCCGCAGGCGGACACGCCUCAGUCUAACGCUCGGCGGCGGUCGACACGGCAUCGCAACUACCUGGCCCGCAACCAGCUUCAUAGGGCGGCUGACCUGCCCGAGGGAUAUGAGGUGCGGACGACGCAGCAGGGUCAAGUCUACUUCUACCACGUGGCAACGGGGGUGAGCACGUGGCACGACCCCCGGGUUCCCCGCGACUACCCCUCCGGCGACCUCGAAUCCCUGGGACCCCUGCCCCGGGGCUGGGAGAUUCGCUCGACUCCGACGGGACGCCUGUACUACGUGGACCACAACAACCGCACCACACAGUUCACCGACCCCCGGCUUCCUCUGCUGGGACUCGCGCCAGCUGCAAGGAGGGCGCUGCCCAUGUCACAGACAUCGUCGGCGCAAGGCCAGCACAUGUCUCCUGCCCACGCGUCGCCAGCGCCCUCUGCUCCGACCUCGAACAUGACCUCUGGAUCUUCGAACCUGACCUCAUCAAGCACGACAGGUCAGCCCAGUAUGGCUCAGACUGGUUCUUCCCGAGAGGCACCUCCGCCACCGCCACCACCUGCGAGCCAUCCCACUGUGGGACCACGUAGUCCACCUGGUCACCCCAACCCGUUGACGACGAACGCCAACCCGCCCGGUGGAGUCAUUCAACCUCACAUCAACAAUGUUCCUCCUCAACCACCGAGCAAUUCGGCGGUGUUGCCCCCACCACAGAGCCCCAUGUCGCCCAUCAACGUCAACGGGUUGCCGCCGGUCGUGCCUUCCAUGACGGCGGCCAACAAUCAUAGGAACAGCUUCUUUGGUGGUGGAGGUGGGGGUGGCGUACCCUACCUGGCGAACAACAGUCCCGCGCCAACGGUCACGAGUGCCACAUCGUCGUCGGCGCUCAUCAUGGAACGGUCGUCCUCGCCCGAGCUGUCCUGCCUGCCCAAGUACAAGCGGGACCUGGUGCAGAAGCUGACGACGCUGCGUCAGGAGCUGCAGACGGUGCAGCCCCAGUCAGGCCACUGCCGGCUGGAGGUCUCUCGGGAGGACAUUUUCGAGGAGUCGUAUCGGCUCAUCAUGAAGAUGCGUCCCAAGGACCUCAAGAAGCGGCUCAUGGUCAAGUUUCGUGGUGAGGAGGGCCUCGACUACGGUGGCGUGGCCAGGGAGUGGCUGUACCUUCUGUCGCACGAGAUGCUGAACCCGUAUUACGGCCUGUUCCAGUACACACGUGACGACAUCUACACGCUCCAGAUCAACCCUGACUCCUCGGUGAAUCCGGAACACCUGUCGUACUUCCAUUUUGUGGGCCGAGUCAUCGGUCUGGCUGUGUUCCAUGGCCACUACAUAGACGGCGGCUUCACGCUGCCUUUCUACAAAAUGCUGCUGGGAAAGCCCAUCCACCUGGACGACAUCGAGGCCGUCGACCCGGACCUGCACCGGAGCCUCACAUGGAUGCUGAAUAAUGACAUUGGAGACUACAUCGACACGACCUUUUCUGUGGAGCACAAUGCCUUUGGCCAGCUCCAGGUGCACGAACUCAAGCCCAAUGGCAAGGACCUGCCAGUCACGGACGACAAUAAGAAGGAAUAUGUCAGGUUGUUUGUGAACUACCGGUUCAUGCGAGGAAUCGAGCAGCAGUUCCUGGCGCUACAGAAGGGCUUCAGCGAACUCAUUCACCCAAACCUGCUCAAGUCCUUUGAUGAGAAGGAGCUCGAGCUGGUGAUCGGCGGGCUGGGCAAGAUCGACUUGGCCGACUGGAAGGCCAACACGCGGCUGAAGCACUGCACGGCCGACAGCAACGUGGUCAAGUGGUUCUGGCAGACGGUCGAGUCAUACAGCGAGGAGCGGCGAGCGCGGCUCCUCCAGUUUGUGACAGGCAGCUCGCGGGUUCCCCUCCAGGGUUUCAAGGCUCUUCAAGGUUCCACCGGAGCGGCCGGUCCUAGGUUGUUCACGAUACACAUGAUCGAUGCCAACACGGACAACUUGCCAAAGGCACACACGUGCUUUAACCGAAUCGACCUGCCUCCAUAUGAAACACAAGAAAAACUCAGCGAGAAGCUAACCCAGGCCAUCGAGGAGACUUGUGGAUUCGCCGUGGAGUGACUUUCAUCGCAUAGUUUCUUUUUAAAAUCUUCUGCAUCGGCCGUUGCGUCAUCUACGACAGAACAAGUGGCUGCACUGCCGCCUCGCCAUCAGAUGGCGCACCUGUUGGGCGUUCUCGAAAGCUGCUCGACAUGUCGACGCCAUGUCUUGUAACGAGACGUAUCGCCAAGCAAAACAGCUAUUGCAUCGUCUGACGUGUCCCAGUGUGUUUGGAUGUAUUGCAGAAGCCAUUGACUUAUCGCUUACUGGUGUGGCGCGUGUGUGUGUGUUUGUGUGCGCGAAAUUUUAGGUGAACAGUUGUACGGGUCUCUGUAUUGUUUGUCUUUACGUUGCAUUGCUUUUGGACCGCUCACCUUGUCGUGGCUAUUGAACGAUGCAUAUAUGUGUGCAUAUACUCGCAAUUGACUUGCACGAGAGAAAGAAAAGGUUAUCACGUGUGAUAAGAAGUUAUGUUAUCUGACAUAGAAUGACACAACAAAACGCAGUUGUCUUCUUUUUUUUUUUCAUACUGUCACUGCCAUCACAACAACAGAACAAUGAGGAGAGUUUUUCUAUCUCUGCCUCUUUCUUCUUCUUUUUUUUUUAUUUCAGAUUUUGCUUGGCAGGUGCUCCAUUCUCGGUUCAUUAAGUUUUUGCAUUGUACAAAGUUGUCCGCGCUAUUCCUCGUCUACGCUUUGUGGCAGAGGCACUUCCGCCUAGGAUUGCAUGGUUGGUGCUCGGUUUUCGAGCUCAGUCUUCUGCUCUAUGCAAGAUUGUCAAGGUUUGCAAGAAGAUUGGUGCACUCUUUUUUGUUGUUGUUAUUGUUGUUGUUCCACAUUGAUGCUGAGCAAGGAGCUCUUGAGAAUGAUGCUAUCUCAUUUCUGUACAUAGUCACAAUCCGUCGCAUGUCUAAAAACUUUGACACACACUUCGCUUCUCUUACUUUUUUGAGCCCGAACACAUCGUCUAGUUACAAAGCAAAUAGUCUUGUUUACUGCUAAUUGCUUUAAUUGACUUGGUAUCUGUUCUGUUUGUAAUUUGCUGCUGUACUGUAUCGGGCAUGUUGUCUUUUGUAAAAGAAAAAAAAAA
Molecule: messenger RNA, 4371 nt
Organism: Rhipicephalus microplus (southern cattle tick)
Lineage: Eukaryota; Metazoa; Arthropoda; Arachnida; Ixodida; Ixodidae
Gene: Smurf
Product: SMAD specific E3 ubiquitin protein ligase
Biological process (GO): proteasome-mediated ubiquitin-dependent protein catabolic process; protein ubiquitination; negative regulation of BMP signaling pathway
Cellular component (GO): cytoplasm
Molecular function (GO): protein binding; ubiquitin protein ligase activity
Source: RefSeq, a predicted model, not a curated record